This is a messenger RNA of Hyaloscypha bicolor E, 1675 nucleotides long. RefSeq lists its product as uncharacterized. Lineage: Eukaryota; Fungi; Ascomycota; Leotiomycetes; Helotiales; Hyaloscyphaceae. Gene Ontology annotation, cellular component: cytoplasmic stress granule. The record is from RefSeq and is a predicted model, not a curated record. Bases 45 to 1292 code for a protein of 415 amino acids. The transcript has 8 exons. Gene Ontology annotation, molecular function: mRNA binding. Gene Ontology annotation, biological process: mRNA splicing, via spliceosome.
ACCAGCUGUUACUUGACUGUACCAGCACUGUGUAAUCGUGCAAUAUGGCCACGAGCACUGUGACUCUCGACAAAGCCUAUUUUGAGACUCUGCUGCGAAGGGCUCAAUUUCAUACUGGCGGUGUGGAUUUUACAACUCCUGUUCACGUUCCUACUGUGACAAUUCCAAAAGCCGACCAUGAUAGCCUCUUGAUCUCUGCUCGACAAUAUGCCAACCUUCGACGGAACCUCUACAGAGGCGGCAUUGCUGAAGAAACUCUUACUAUCUUGAUCAAGGAUGACGGCCCGGCGAACGAGAAUGGCGGCACGACAAUCCGCUCUGCAGUUGACGAGACAUCGGAUGGUGGAGCCUUUCUACAACCACAGAGUGCGACGAAUAUGCAAGCUGCAAGUGGGCAGGACUACACUUUUGGACGGAACUCGAACUAUACCCCUCGAAGCGACCUGCGACCAAAGGAUACAAAUGGCUUUCAUACACACUCACAAAUAAACGACGACUUUGCAUUUAUGCCAGAGGGUACCGAUGGAUUUUAUGAUGGAGCAAGCGGAAACAAUGACUCCCAACCUCGGUUUCAGCGCCAACAAUAUGAUAAAUUCGCCAAACGAACUAUCCUGCUUGCCAAUCUCCCCGAGGGCGUCACCCAUACCGAUAUUGCGGAUGUUGUCAGAGGUGGGAUGCUGUUGGAUAUCUACGUUCGCACCCAUGAUCGUACUGCAAGCGUAUCUUUCCUAGAAGAGGCUGCAGCUCAUGACUUCUUCCGCCAUGUCAAGCGUCAUGACCUCUAUAUACGUGGAAAGAGGGUUGAGAUCCGUUGGAACGAUCGUCAAUUCAUCUUGCCAGGGCAUGUUGCCAACAAGAUAGCUAUUGGUGCUACCAGAAACUUGGUUAUCCAAAAUCGUUCUCCAAAGCAUACCGAGGACCUCAUCCGGGACGAUCUCGAGCACAUCCACAAUCUUGUUGUCAUCAAGGUCAGCUUCAGUGGCCAGAAUGCUUAUAUUUCCACCAAUUCUGUCCACAAUGCUAUGUUUGCUCGUACUUGUAUGAUGAGUCGCGCUACCUACAAAGGCUCCAAGAUCGAGUGGGACAACGAUGAGUGUGCGGCUCCCCUGGACAGGCCUGUGCUAGCCCGCAAGGAGAACCUCCCCGCAAAGAAGAAAGAUGCCCCGUUGAUGAAUCGCUUCCAGCUCCUGAACAUGGAUGGCGACGACGAUUCUGAAGAUGGUGAACAUGACACCAGUGGCAUUUCCUUACCUACUGCCAUGACUUCGUCGACUCUCGGCGUCGUUGCUUGAACUAUCACCUUGAAAAAUCGAUUAUCGGCUGUUGCUUGACUCAACAAAAUACUGUUAUUGGCCCCUGUACGGAUUACUUUUUAAGCUGUGUCUGUGCUACUUUCCUUGCAGGUCAGACUUUGGACCUUGGAGUUGGUUGGGCGUCUAUGGGUCGUGGAAGGAGCCAUGUGCUGAUACCCCACGCUUGUCCGUCUGUUCUUCAUAAUACCGAAUACCCUAAAAUUGCAUUUUGCUUCCUGCUGCUGGGAGGGGAUAUUCUAGGCGACGAGAGGCAUUCUCUGUAGAUGUUGACAUCACCAUGAGCAGGGUAGUAGAUGGGUCAAAGACAUGGAGAGCGUGUUGAUAGUGGGGAGACAAACAGAGAUGAUUUCCAGCUUCUGGAC